AUGGCUCGUAAGUUCUCCCAUACCGGCAAUGUGCGAGAUGAUGGCGCCAUCGACAAAACAGCAGCUCACGAGUCACAUCUUCUCGUGAAAUCACACAGAUGCUAUCAUGAAGCUGUGAUUUUGAUAAAACACGUCAGCCCAGCCCAGUUCCAGGUGCAGGCCGAGAACCUUAGCCGAUGUUGGGAUUCUUGGCUUGUUGUGGCAGGGUGGCUGGCUAUGCCACUGCGUCCAAAUCCUUGUUGGCCAUAUUUUCCGCAGCACCGGGCAGCGGGAUUUAGUAAUGACAAAAUCGUGAAGUGA
Messenger RNA from Blastomyces gilchristii SLH14081, 300 nucleotides. RefSeq lists its product as uncharacterized. The transcript has a single exon. Lineage: Eukaryota; Fungi; Ascomycota; Eurotiomycetes; Onygenales; Ajellomycetaceae. Bases 1 to 300 code for a protein of 99 amino acids. The record is from RefSeq and is a predicted model, not a curated record.